UUUGAUUUUCCUGGAGUGACCACAGACCAUCUUUCUCUUUCUAAGCACCUCCUUCUGCUGUACUAAGAUUCUCUGAGCCACAGAUCUGCUCUCACUUUCUUUUUCAAUAAGGGCUACAAACAACAGAAAUAAAACUUCUGAUUUUGCUCUAGAAACUCACAUCUGUGGGACUAUCGUUGUCUCAGCAGAUGGGGAACUAGCAGCCAUUUUCCCACUAAUUUGGGGUUCAUGCAGCUUGGUGAGACCAUGAAGACAUCUUGAGAAAGUGACCGGCUCUGCCUUCCUCCAACUGAUGCAGAGGAAACAGGUCUGUGGCAACCUUCCCCCCAAAUUAAUUCUGGAGGUACGUGUUCUCUACAGUAACUGAUGCUACUUGGAAAGAUCAAAAAAGAUGAAUUCAAUUGAGAAAUCUGACAAGGAAAAAUUACAAGAAAACGCUUCCCCUACCAUCCCUCCUCUGAGAGGAAAUGAGACCUUUCAUUUCUUUGUCAGCUACAGCAGCCUGGACUCCUCUUGGGCCCACAAAUUCAUCAGAGAACUAGAGACCUGUUAUUCAGGUCUGAAGAUUUGCUACCAUGAGCGGGACUUUCUUCCAGGGAAAAACAUAAUAGAGAACAUGGUCGAUUGCAUCCAGCAGAGUCAAAAGAUGCUGUUAAUCCUCAGUCAAGACUUUGUCCAGAGCAGAUGGUGUUUGUUGGAAGCCAAUCUCUCUGUCUUUCGUUACUGUAUGGAGAGAAAGCCCGUCAUUCCCAUCAUGCUAAAGCCCUGCCAGGUUCCGCUUCAUCUGAAUCAUUUGACAUAUCUGGAUGUCAAUGAUAUCUCCUUCUAUGAAAAGGUCAUCAAGGCCAUCUGCACACCUAACCAUCUCAUGAAGCAUUCUACACUUGUACCCUACCAACUCUCCUCAAUCUACAAUGGGAAAACCCUGAUGGUCUUGCCCUGUAUCAAUAAAGACAAUCUUCCAUCAUGGAAAAUGGGAAACUUCAGCACAUCUAAUAUUCCCGAUCCCCUGAGAAUGGUCAUAGACGAUCCAGAGGUUUAUAGAAGAGCCAUUAACAUCUUAAAUGAGGUUUCUUCUUCCAGAUGCUGUUUGCGAUAUUUGGGUUGCAGGAUCACAUUAUGCAUUAUCCUCUCACUCCUUAGUCUGUUUUUAACUACCUUUAUUUCAAUACUUUUCUAUUUAGAGUAUCUCGCUCGACCAGAGUUACUUUCUGUUUUUGUUGUGACAUACCUGCCUCUGCUGUUUCUUAGUCUGAGCUUAGUGGCCUUGGUGGUCAACGUGAUGUGCUGGGCUAGGAGAUCAAGAAAAGAGAAAUUUCAAGAAUUGAAUCUAAAAGUAGGAGAAGCCAACCUAAUUCUGGCCAAAUAUUCUGUGCUGAUUGGCUGUGAAACUAUAAACAAACUCUCCUUUGUCUAUGUUUCACUUAAAGAAUGUGAAAAGGUGUUCCUGGAUACCUUUCCUGAUGAGAAUCCUUCAGCUGAGGAGAUGUUCCAAAGUGCCAUAAUCCGCUAUUCUUCCAGUUAUGCCUAUCGUGUGGCUAAUAAAUAUUUUCCGUACUCUGAAGAAGUGGAAGAGGAAGGCCACAUGAGUGAUUGCAUAUGUUUCUGCCAGUAUGUCUCUAUACAGAUGAAAAAUAACAGGUGGUUAGGAGAUGGAAUGGGAUUGGCUUAGAUGUAGUUGCCCCAUAAUUGGAGAUAGAAUUGGAAAUUAUUCAACCACUAAUGAGAGGUCAGUACAAUAAUGAACAAUUUCUCCUUUUUUUGGAGGGGGGGGGGAGAUUCUUUUUAUGCUUUUCUUUUAUCAUGCUUCCUGUCUAAAAAUUGAGAUUGAUUUACAAUAUUCUAAAAAUCUGCUACUUGUAUUCCUAAAGAGGUUAAAUCAAUGAAAUACUAUUUUCUUGAAUUUGUCAUUCCAUUUCCUUUGCACAGGCUGUUCCAUAUAAAUAGAAUGGGCUUCCUUUCCUCAUUUCAGACACUUACACUCCCUGACUCCCUUCAAGGCUCAGCUCAUGUGCAAAGAUUUUAUGAAAAAUCUUUCUUGAUCCUUUAUUAUUUGUGCUCUCUCCCUCUUCCUCUUCCAGUCCUCUCUUGCAAGUAGAAUGUAAUCUCCUGGAGGGUAAGGAUUAUUUCUUUCUUUGAUUUAAUAUUACCAGUUCCAAUCUACACAUAGGUACUUAAUAGAUGUUGUUAGGGUUAUCCAGUCAUUGAAAAGGAAGGAAAUCACUAUUUAUUAAGUAUUCACUAUGUCCUCAGCACUAUGUAAAGUGCUUUGCAGAUGUCAUAACAACUCCAGGAGAUGUGUUAUUAUUAUCCCCAUUUUACAGUUGAGAAACUGAGGCAUAUAGUGGUUAAAUGACUUGCCCAAGGUAAUACAAGCUAGUGAUUUUCUGAAGCCAAAUUUGAACUCAAGUCUUCCUGUCCCGGGGCCGAUACUCUAUAUAGUGCACCAUCUAGUUGCUUCUCAUUGAACGACAGAGGGCUUGGAAUCCAAUGUUAGUUGAUCAGAUAUCUUUUCUAAUAUAUUUGUGAUAUAGGAUUAUAUAAUUCUUGAAAGUCUUCAGUGAAGAAUCUACAUUCUAGAAACUAAAUGGGGGAUUAAAAGUAGCCACUCAAUUGAUCUCUCCCAACAUUCCCUCCAAUAAUAUUAAAAUAAUCUUAAAUUAAAUUUUAAAGCAGCAGAGCAAACAAAAAUUGAGGGGAGACUUUUUUCCUAGCUAAUAAAACUUAGGACAUUGAUAGGGGAAGUCUGUAUCAUCGGGGUGAAGACCUGACCAAAGCCUAUCCAUGGGACAAGUGACAACAGCAACUUGGCAACAGCAACUUCAGCAGCAGCUGUACCUUUGGGAGUUUUCAGCCCAGAGAUGAUCAGACAGCAGGUCAGAAAGUUUGCAUAUAUUACAGAAAGAUUACAGUCAGGUGAUAUGGUAGAUAUACUGGGCCUGGAAUCAGGAAGACUCAUCAUUUUGAGUUCAAAGCUAAUCUCAGACACUUGCUGAUCUAUGACCUUGA
This is a messenger RNA of Sarcophilus harrisii (Tasmanian devil), 3009 nucleotides long. RefSeq lists its product as uncharacterized. Gene Ontology annotation, molecular function: transmembrane signaling receptor activity. Gene Ontology annotation, biological process: toll-like receptor signaling pathway; immune response; inflammatory response. Bases 392 to 1672 code for a protein of 426 amino acids. The record is from RefSeq and is a predicted model, not a curated record. NCBI's taxonomy places the organism in Eukaryota, Metazoa, Chordata, Mammalia, Dasyuromorphia, Dasyuridae. Gene Ontology annotation, cellular component: membrane. The transcript is spliced from 2 exons.